This is a messenger RNA of Vitrella brassicaformis, 1866 nucleotides long. NCBI's taxonomy places the organism in Eukaryota, Vitrellaceae. The record is from the annotation of a GenBank genome assembly.
AAGAACACCGAGCAGCUCAGGUCGCCAGGGGUCAAGGACGGCGUCUCGGCUGAGGACCUCAAGGCCAGGAAGGCCAAGGGGCCUGAGUACCCGGGCUAGGCCUGAGUGGUGUGAGUGGUGCGGCAAACACCACCACACCCACUGCUGCUUCGACUGGCGUGAGCGCAACAAGCUCGACAAGUACCACCCAGGCCUGACACAGCCCAACAAGAGUGGUGGGGGCAACAAGGGCGGCAACACCCAUACAGCCAGGCUGGCCGCCCACUCGGCGGAGCCAGGCCCAGUAGAGACACUCGCGCCGCCCGUCACCCCACUCCAUCCACCCGAACCGCCCCCCAGCAUCGUGCCGGAUGAGUCGGCUGUCUACUACCGGACGGAGCUCCACGCACGACACCGGGUUCGACUUCGAGAACGACCGGCUGGAGUUGCCUGAGGUGGCUGACGGGGACAACGCCGUGAGAUGGCUCGGCGGAGGCAGCCGUGAAGCCGUCAUCGACAGCGGCGCGUCGCUGCAUGUCGUGCCCGACGAGGAGUGCCUCAUCCAGGGCUCCAAGCGGCCCACGCCAGGACUACGCAUCAAGACGGCCAAGGAAGGACAGGAUCUCGACGUCGACUGCAGAGGGGAGGCCCUCCUCAUCGCACGCGACAAGAAUGGCACCAACCUGCUUAUCAAGCGCAGCCCCGUGUUUGUCGCCAAGCAGUGCCCAGUCACCCUCAUCUCUGAGCGGCAGCUGCAUACGCGUGGCGGCGGGGUCCACAAGGUCGCCGGUCAACUGAGUGUCGCCUACAUCUACUGGCAUGUGGAGGGCAUCGACGGUCUGCGGCAAGCGCGCGUCAUUCCUCUGAAGUGCGUGGCCAGUGGAUAUCGCCUGACAGUGCGGCCGUGGACAGAAGCCGACGACGAGAGGUCGAGGACGAUGGAGCCGACACUGGCGGUGGGCAAAGCCAUGCAGACGUCUCUGCCGAUGCUGUUAUCGAGUGACGGCCAUGCACACGAGGGUAGUGUGUGCUCAAGUGCAUCGAGUGACGCUGAUAAUGAUAGUGAUGGUGGAAGUGUUGAUGAGGCUGACGGUAAGAGCGACAAGCAGCUGCCUGAGAUUGUCAUGACGGAUGCCAACACACGGCGGAUGAUCGACAUCUACGACCUCCACACGUCGGCGGGCCACAUCGGCGUCUCUCGGCUCCCGGCUCUGUCACAGACCAUCCGUGGAUGCAAGCCCAUCACCAAGAUACCAUGGAAGCCCAGCUACCCGCCAUGCCACCAGGGCAAGGCCCAGCGGGUUCCCAUCCGCCAUCGCACUGGCCACAAGGACGAGAGGGCCAAGAAGCCGGCGGAGAAGUGGCAUGCAGACUGGGCGCAUAUGCGAGGGCACGUCGGUGCGUUCAGGUCGAUAGCGGUGCUCGCCCUGGUCUUCGUGUGUGCCUUCUCUGGCUUCGUCCUCUCAUACCCCGCCAACACCAAGACGGAGGUGGCCAAUCUGAUGCGGCACCACGACCGGCAGACACAGCCCCUGCAGAGGCACCAUGGCAAGACGGCGGCCAUCUGUAUCGAUCCCGGCAGCGAGCUGGCGGAGCCCAACGCGCCAUUCGGUCAGGUCCUCUAAAAGCUCCACAUCGCGGGGCCCAUCGUCACGGCUGCACGUCGCCAUGAAUAUCACGGGAAAGCGGAGAGGGCGAUCGGCAUCAUCGGCACAAUGGCGCGCACUGUCUUGGUGGCCAACGGACUGAACGCCACGCACCACGGCUGGUACGCCUGGAACUACGCCGUCAACACGCACAACAUGACCUCCAUGGUCAAGCGCGACGGCGUCACACACACAGCCCACGGGUGGAUGUUUGGCUGAGAGACCCACAGACACGACUUGC